UGAAACGGAUCACAAUGACCGACUUUGGGGAUAUUUUAAAAAAUGUGGGUGAAUUUGGCCUGUUUCAAAAAUGUUUGGUCCUUAUGAUGAGUUUCAUUAGCAUUUCCAACCCCUUCCAUAUGUUUGGGCAAGUGUUCAUGAGUAUCUCGGUACCUCAUCACUGUAAUACCACCUGGAUUCUUGCAAUAAGUCCAAACUUGACAGAAGAGCAGCUGAUCAACCUUACCAUUCCAAAAAAUGCCCAGGGAGCAUAUGAAAAAUGCCUCAUGUACACCCCGGUUGAUUGGGAUAUCGAAUCCAUCGAGAAGUAUGGGCUGAACAACACAGAGAGAUGCCAGAAUGGAUGGGUGUAUGAUACGUCAACUCAAAAAUCAACUCUCGUUACGGAGUUUGAUCUGGUUUGCCAAAGGAAGGAUGAACUAGACAUUUCUCAAUCUAUAUACAUGGUUGGCCUCUUGCUGGGAGCAAUCAUAUUUGGCCCCUUAGGAGACAGGAUUGGGCGACGUCCUGUAAUCUUAAUCUCAUUGCUGAUGCAGUUCUCCGUCGGCCUUGGGACCGCAUUUGUCCCACAUUUUUACGUGUACACGGCUCUUCGAUGUGUGGUGGGAAUCGCCAUGUCUGGACUUCUGAUAAAUAACCUUGUUUUAGUUGCUGAAUGGGUGGGAUCGUCAAGACGAGCGGGUGCCACAAUCAUUACCCAUGUCUGCUUUGCAGCGGGGCAAAUGGUCUUGGCAGGGGUGGCUUACGGCAUUCGCAACUGGCGAUUGUUGCAGAUAGUUGGGUCUGUUCCCGUCGCCCUGUUAUUUUUCUACAUUUGGGUCCUCCCAGAAUCCCCAAGGUGGCUUUUAACUAAAGGAAAGUAUGGAAAAGCCAAAAAACUUCUUCAGAAAGCAGCGUCUUUGAAUAAACAAACUUUCUCUGAAGAGCUGUUUGAACAGAUACACGAAGAGAAACCGACCACAUCAGGAAACAUGCUGGACCUUUUCAGAAAUCAAAAGCUCAGGAAAAUAAGUCUCAUUAUGAGUUUUGUAUGGUUUGUGAACAGCCUGGUCUACUAUGGUUUGAGUCUGAACGUUGGGAGCUUCGGUUUGGACAUAUACCUCACUCAGCUUAUUUUUGGAGCUGUGGAAAUUCCAGCUCGUCUUGGGUCCAUAUUUUUGGUUCAGAUAUUCGGCAGAAAGUUCAGCCAGGCUGGGUGUUUACUACUGGGUGGGGUAGUUUGUCUCAUUGUUACUGGGAUAUCAAAAGACUUACCUAUUGUAAUCACAUGCCUUGCAGUUAUUGGAAAAUUUGCAAUUGCGUCUUCAUUUUCCAUUUGCUACAUUUACGCAGCAGAACUGUUUCCUACAAUAGUCAGACAAAGUGGAGUGGGGCUGUGCUCCAUGGCAGCUCGAGUAGCAGGCAUUACGUCCCCUCUUAUUAGUCUCUUGGAAAAAUAUCACCCAGCUAUACCAAUGGCCAUUUUUGGUAGUGGUCCAGUUAUUGGGGGUCUCCUUUGCUUUUUAUUACCAGAAACACGAAACAAAGAACUUGCAGACCACACAAUGCAAGACGACAUUAUCCAGAGUAGAGCAAACGGCAUCCCUAGUGACUACCUUAUUAAUGGAAAGGAAUGUGUUGAAGAACUGGACAAAAAGUCCCAGAAAAGCACUCGCCUGUAAGAAACAACGUGGAGGUUACAUUCAUGGAUGGGAAUCUUGGUCCUUUCAGAGCUGCAGACGUCAGGUCUUCAGGACCAUCUUUACCUCUUUGUUGGUAAAUC
This is a messenger RNA of Pelobates fuscus (common spadefoot toad), 1762 nucleotides long. Its product is annotated as solute carrier family 22 member 13-like. The record is from RefSeq and is a predicted model, not a curated record. The coding region runs from base 15 to 1661 and encodes 548 amino acids. The transcript has 10 exons. Gene Ontology annotation, molecular function: transmembrane transporter activity. Gene Ontology annotation, cellular component: membrane. Gene Ontology annotation, biological process: transmembrane transport. Lineage: Eukaryota; Metazoa; Chordata; Amphibia; Anura; Pelobatidae.